This is a messenger RNA of Chlamydomonas reinhardtii, 1900 nucleotides long. RefSeq lists its product as uncharacterized. NCBI's taxonomy places the organism in Eukaryota, Viridiplantae, Chlorophyta, Chlorophyceae, Chlamydomonadales, Chlamydomonadaceae. The transcript is spliced from 10 exons. The coding region runs from base 87 to 1247 and encodes 386 amino acids. The record is from RefSeq and is a predicted model, not a curated record. Gene Ontology annotation, molecular function: amino acid kinase activity.
GCGCAUUUAAGCUCAUUACGCCAGCGCCCACCUAGCGCUAGCUCACAAGCACACCACGCCCCAGCGCCUCGCUUGUAGGCGUUAGAAUGGCGCUGCUCUCUCGUCGCGGCUUGUGCAACCGCGUGGGUGUGAGCGUGCGUGUGAAGCCUGUUGUUGCUGCGCGCAAGCUCACUGUCAUGUCCUCCUCGGCCGCCCCGGCGCCCAAGACGGGCUUCCAUACUGUGGAAGAGGCACUGCGCGAUGAGGCGCUGGCCAAGUUCUUUGACGACGUGGCUGCGCUGAAGGUGACGCCCACCAGCGGUGGCGUCAACAACGUGGUGCAGUAUGUGGAGACCCCCGCUGGCAAGCGCUACAUUCUGCGUGUGUACAACAACGGCAACAAGAGCGAGAAGGUCCGCUUCGAGCACGAGAUCCUGCGCCAGCUGUCCACCCAGACGCUGUCAUUCGAGGUGCCCAAGACGCUCCCCUCCAAGGCCGGCCGCUCGCACGAGCUGCUCAGCAGUGGCACCGAGGCGUGCGUGUUCCACAUCAUUCCCGGCUCCCUGGCCAAGACCACCAGCCCCGAGGAGGUGGGCCGCGCCACGGGUGAGCUUUGCAGCGCCAUGGCUUCUGUGACCAUGCCCACCGACAUGACGCCGCCCAUCGCGCCCUACUUCGAGCUGUUCAAGGUGCACCACGCCAUCGGCGGCAACGCUGAGAUUUUCUACAAGGAGGUGGCCACCAACCCCCAGUUCAACGCCUGCCGCGAGUCCAUUGACUUCCUUGUGGGCGAGAUCCGCAAGAUUGAGGCCAAGCUGGCCGAGUACCUCAAGGAGGGCCUGCCCAUGCAGAUGAUUCACGGUGACCUGCACUACGACAACGUGAUGGUGGUGGGUGAUGACGUCAGCGGCCUGCUGGACUUCGAGUUCUGCGCCUACGACUGGCGCGCCAUGGAGCUGGCGGUGGCGCUGUCCAAGUACGUGUCUGAGGACGAGCCCCUGCCGCUGGUGGAGCGCUUCGUGAGUGGCUACUGCCAGAAGGGCGUGCUGACCGAAUCCGAGAUCGCCGCCAUCCCCGACCUCAUCAACCUGCGCAUCUUCUCCAACGCCGUCUACUUCACCGGCCGUGCCAUUGCCGGCGAGGAUACUCUAGAGUCCCUCACCAGCCGCGCCGGCGCCUACGCCAAGCGCGUGCGUUGGGUGAACGCCAACCGCGACGCCCUGGCGAACUGCAUCCGCACCAAGAUGGCGGCGCUGGUGGCGGCGUGAGCACAGUGGUGACGUUGUUGGUUUGCGUGCUGGUGUAUGUGUUUGGAGGCGGCUCCUUCAGCUGGCGGGCUGCAGGAAGCUGGCCGGUUGCGGGCGCGGCUGUAGCGCUGGAGUGCAGGCGUGAGAGCAGUGCGUUUGAGGGCACGUCAAACAGCGUGUUGAGAGUUUUGGAGGGUGAGAGAUGGCGGGCAGGAUGAGCGAUGGGUUUGGUCGAGGGACACACCAAGCGCGUAGCAACGGUGCGGCGCAGGCACUUGUCGUGACAGGACAGCAACGAAGCACGUCCAGCACUGUCAGCAGUCGCGGGUAUCGUAGUGCUUUACUGUAGACAAAUGAAGAGCGUGAGCAGAGUUGGGAAGUAGUAGAGCGGAUCGUAAUCAACAUGCAGGAGGGUAGAGAGCUGACUUGAAAAGAGCGAAUCGCCUGUCGGAGCAGCCGAAGGGCUUGAGGGCGGUCGGGGCACCAAUCACCCCAGAUCACACGCCUCUUGGGAAGACAUCGAGAAUCCAAUUGAUUCGUCACGUGAGCGAGAGGCGGUAAGGAAGAGACGAGCUAAUUUUAUCGAUGAGUGGGGUAAGUUUGACCACGCUGAACGCGGGCGAGUGAGAUAUGCGGGAGAUGACGCACACAGGUUUUAAUAGCAAGGCACCCGA